AAAGAAUAUUACUACAACGGCGUUAGAAUAUGAAUAUUUAUAAUGAUACAAAUUAAACCAGAGAACCCCGCAAGCUUAACUCUGACAGGAUAAUGAUACUUAGGCGACAUCUGUAGGAAACAGUUUUGUGUGUUUUUAAAUUAAAGUUUCCAUGACAGUGUUGAAGGACAUGCGCCGACAUUAAACAAUAACAAAUUGAGUUGGGUAAAAGGAUAUAGUAUAUUUGUUAAGCGUAAAAUGGAAAAUAUUUAAUGGACAAGAGAAAAACACAUCCGAUGAUAUCGUAAUAGUUACAUUUAAACUACGGAAAUACACCAGCUAGCUUUUAUAUCAAAAAUGCGUGAAACCUAUGGACCAGACUUUGACGAUCGUCUCAUACGGUUGGUACGCGACAAUCCGGCUAUUUAUGAUAUCAACCAUGAGCACUAUAGACGUUAUCAAAUCAGAGUAGCUAUUUGGGAAAGGAUUGCAUCCGAGAUGCGUACACCAUCAAAAUUUCUUCAAACAAAAUGGAAAAACAUACGAUACAACUACUUGCAAGAACUUAAAAGUUUGGAAACGGGUUUGGCCAAUGCGAAUAUCAGAAAACGACGGUUUACUGAAGACCUAUCCUUUUUGCGAAAUACUGCACAAACUUAUAAAAAGGUCACACACAUUAACUCAUCAUAUAACAGCUCUGAUAAUGACAGUAACAGCUACAUGUAUACGGACCCUCAGAAUACUAACACCUUUGAAAUAAUUGAAAUCGAACAUAGUGAUGAUGGCACCACAGCUUUGGAAUACGCUGAGGCUGAUUAUAGUGGGUCACUCACCGAUGUUAUGCAUCACCACCAAAUUUUUGACGGUGAGAUUGUUUCAACGCCAACGGUUAAUGAUUGCUACGGCAACCAAUUACUGACUGAAUUCAACAUCCCAACUAAACUUGAGAAAUCUAAAGAGACAGAACCAGACGUCACAAUUGAAAAGAGAAAUAAAAAAAGGUCGCGAAAGGCAAGCGCUACAAUUGAAAAUGAUAGUGCUAACAUGCAAGCUCCAUCAACGCCAACACAUUCAAAUUAUUCCAGACCUUCGACUCCAAUGUUAACACCAAUCGUUGUCAUGGGUAAAGAAGAAAAACUGUUAACUAAUGGUGAGCUAACAUUAAAACCUGUAGCAACGCAAGCAAAAUCAAAGCGACAUCCUGCCGAAAUAACGUCCGGCGCCGCAAAGCGGAAAUCUAUGCCGGCACCUUUUCCAGUGCUAACACCGAUCAAUGAUCCAAUUGAACUGUACUGUCUCUCACUAGUAGAUAGUCUACGCAACAUGCCACGUGCAGAACGAGAGCGUGUUAAAUUCGAAUUCGCUAAAAUUCUUAAGGACGCAAAGUACAAAGAUCAAAGUUAGUUAAUAAUUAGCAUUACUUUCUAUUACGUUUAAAAGGAAUUGCCGAUAAUCCAGCUGUAUUUGACAUACUCAAUAUACUUGUAACAUCUGCAUUUUUUAAUAUAAUUUAAACAUUCAUUCCAUUGUUUUGAAUGCAGUGGUAAUCACACAACCCCUUAUACUUUGUCAUCAAAUCCAAAACAUUAGCACUAAGUUCCAAAUAAAAUUAUAUGUCGUUACGUCUUGAAAUAA
Molecule: messenger RNA, 1614 nt
Organism: Ceratitis capitata (Mediterranean fruit fly)
Lineage: Eukaryota; Metazoa; Arthropoda; Insecta; Diptera; Tephritidae
Gene: Dlip3
Product: transcription factor Adf-1
Exons: 5
Coding region: 337-1383 (348 amino acids)
Biological process (GO): regulation of transcription by RNA polymerase II
Cellular component (GO): nucleus; transcription regulator complex
Molecular function (GO): DNA binding
Source: RefSeq, a predicted model, not a curated record